UUUAUGGCUCUGAUUGAGUUGCGUAUACAAACAACCUCAGCAGCAAGCAAGUCUGCUCUUGGCCUCUUAAUAUGAAUAUGAAGGGAGCUAAAUAAUCAUGAGUUUAAAAAAUUAAAAAAAAAUAAAAACUUGGGUUUUGUUUGUUGGACGAUUUUUGCAGAAGUGUGUCACCACCUCUUCAACAACUUCUGAUUGGUCCACGUGGCAUCUAUGAAGUGAACUGCACCAGAUCAGCCUCUGGUCCAUUCUCUCACAUUUUGAAAUGAAUACUUGAAAAAAAAAAUUUUUGACACACCAAUUAGGGGAAUUGCCAAAAUGCUUAAAACCCAAGUGAAAUCUGUCCUUGCUGAACAGCAGCCUGUUGGAGCAAAACUCCACAUGUAUAUCAAUGAUGGCGCACCCGCCACACUCACCUUUACACAACAAAAACCACCAUUAUCAUCUUCCUUGUUGUCGCUCUAUCACUAGCAAGAGCUUAUCUGCAGCUGCUGCUGCUUCUGUUGCUGCAUUACAGAAAUUAAGCUGCUCAUGUCUGCCACUUCCCCUGCUUCUUCUCUCUCUCUCUUCAACUUGUUCUUUUCGUGUUCGUAUUUCCUUACCUUUCUUGCUCAAACAAGAUGGAAAGUCUUCUUUCAUCUUUUUUCUUCUAGCUUUCCCAUCCGUAACCAGCACUACUAGCCCACCUGCACAAUUAAGCUUCCAGCAUAUUCGUUUCAAAGCAAAUAUGUCACAGGUGUGGUACCGAAAAGGUACCGAAAAAGGCUACAGGGGAAGGAGGAGAUGUGUCACCGAAGCCAAGUGGCCUUACUAUUAAUACCCCAAAAAUCUUUUAGCUAGCUAGCAAGUUAGCAACCAACCAACCAACCAUUUUACUUUACAAAUCUUGAAGAGUUAAGCAAAGACCAGAAAAACCAAAAAAAAAAAAAAGAAGAGAAAAAAAGAUGUCACUUUCCUGCACAAAAAACUUCUUCAAGAGGUUCUGUAUCGAUGAAUAUCAAAUAGAUAGUUUUGCUCAGAGCAGCUUCUUCUCUAGUGAUCUUCUGCCCUCCCUUGGAGCCAGAAUCAACCAGUCAACUAAGCUCAGGAAAUACAUUAUAUCCCCAUACAAUCCUCGCUAUAGGGCUUGGGAGAUGCUACUUGUUCUUCUAGUCAUUUACUCCUCCUGGAUUUGCCCGUUCGAGUUUGCAUUUCUGCCUUACAAGCAAGAUGCUCUUUUCGUCCUUGACAACAUUGUCAAUGGCUUCUUUGCCAUUGACAUCUUCCUCACUUUCUUUGUUGCCUAUCUCGACAGCCGCUCUUAUCUUCUCGUUGACAAUCCCAAGCAAAUCGCAAUGAGGUACAUCUCAACCUGGUUCAUUUUCGAUGUGUGCUCCACUGCACCAUUUCAGUCAAUUAGCCUCCUCUUCACAAAUCAUGGCAGCGAACUUGGCUUCAAACUACUCAACAUGCUCAGGCUCUGGCGCCUCAGACGUGUCAGCUUCUUGUUUGCAAGACUUGAGAAGGACAUUCGGUUCAAUUACUUCUGGAUUCGGUGCACAAAGCUCAUAUCUGUAACCCUUUUUGCAGUACACUGUGCUGGAUGCUUCAACUAUCUGAUCGCAGACCGAUAUCCUGACCUGAAACGAACCUGGAUUGGUGCAGUGUACCCAAAUUUCAAAGAGGACAGUCUCUGGAACAGAUAUGUGACUGCAAUAUACUGGUCUAUAACAACACUAACAACAACUGGCUAUGGGGACUUGCAUGCUGAGAACCCCAGGGAGAUGCUGUUUGACAUUUUCUACAUGCUCUUCAACUUGGGAUUGACAUCUUACCUCAUUGGAAACAUGACAAACCUUGUGGUUCAUUGGACCAGCAGAACCAGAAUCUUUAGGGACACAGUGAGAGCUGCUACGGAAUUUGCAGCAAGAAAUGACUUGCCCCAACGCAUUCAGGAUCAAAUGUUGUCACAUAUAUGCCUCAAGUUCAAGACAGAAGGAUUGAAGCAGCAAGAGACCUUAAAUGGUUUGCCAAAAGCCAUUCGUUCAAGCAUUGCACAACAUCUCUUCUUCCCCAUUGUUCAAAAAGUCUAUCUCUUUCAAGGAGUUUCUCAUGACUUCCUCUUUCAGUUGGUAUCAGAAAUAGAUGCAGAGUAUUUUCCACCCAGGGAAGAUGUAAUUCUACAAAAUGAGGCUCCAACGGAUCUUUACAUACUGGUCUCAGGUGCAGUGGAUUUGAUAUGCAAUAUUGAUGAGCAUGAGCAAGUUGUUGGAAAGGCAACUGCUGAUGAUACUUUGGGAGAAAUAGGAGUAUUAUGUAAUAUGCCACAGCCUUUCACCGUUCGGACCACCGAACUUUCUCAGAUUUUACGACUCCGCAGCAGUUCCCUGAUGGCCACCGUACAAGCAAAUAAGGAAGAUGAGCAAAUUAUCAUGAACAACAUUUUUAUGAAACUGAAGGGGCAAGAAGGGUUGGGCUGCGAAUAUCCACAUACAGAUCCAAUAGAAGGAUGCUGUUCUCAAGCACAAUGCAAAGAUAAUUCACAUCAAGAUCCAUCGAUGCAGGAAGCGAGGAAUGAUUUGUUUACAGGUCCAGAGGCUACAGAGAAGAGUGAGAUAUGCAAGGCUGAUAUUUUAACUAGAUGUGCAAUGGAUGUCAACAUCGCUGCUGAGGACGGCCAAAUGGCUCUUCAUUCUGCUGCUAGCCAGGGACAUAAGGAAAUGGUUAAAAUUUUGCUUGAAGGAGGAACCAAUGUAAACAAACCGGAUACUAGAGGUUGGACGCCAAAAGCUCUGGCACAACAGCAGGGAAACAAGAGCAUAAAUGACCUCUUACGAAGUUAUGAGAAUAGGAGAAUAGAUGAACAUAGAAUAGAGUUUAGUGAGCCAGAAACACCUGAAAGCACCAGGAAUUGUAAAGGAAAUUCCAAAAGACACGAGGGCACCCAGUUUUUCCACUCUCACUUGAGAAAGAAACCCAUGAAGUCCUACUCAGGCACUUCUAGCCCUGCAAGAGAUAGAGAAGGGAUGAGAUCAAUCAACAAGAGAGUAACUAUCCACAUGCAUUUUCAAAAUGGAAGUGCAUCAGAGAUGCAGCUUGCAAAGUUAAUAAUCCUACCUGAUUCGAUGGAAGAGCUGCUCAGAGUUGCCAGUGAGAAGUUUGGAGGCUACAAACCUACAAAAGUCAUUAAUGCAGAGAAUGCAGAAAUAGAUGACAUAAGUGUUGUUCGAGAUGGUGAUCACCUGUUUCUUCUUCAUCAUGACUCUGAUAAUAUGAAUUCUGAUGUGACUUAAUAUUAUUUAGAUACAACUACGUAGAGGUGAAGAUGGCUUGUAACUUUUAGGCAAUGUAAAAUAAGAUGUUAACAGAAAUUUUGAUGCGACUACACCAGUUGAAGA
Prunus persica (peach) is the source of this 3374-nucleotide messenger RNA. RefSeq names its product potassium channel KAT1. Gene Ontology annotation, biological process: transmembrane transport; potassium ion transport. Gene Ontology annotation, cellular component: membrane. Gene Ontology annotation, molecular function: voltage-gated potassium channel activity; protein binding. The record is from RefSeq and is a predicted model, not a curated record. Lineage: Eukaryota; Viridiplantae; Streptophyta; Magnoliopsida; Rosales; Rosaceae. The coding region runs from base 942 to 3269 and encodes 775 amino acids. The transcript has 11 exons.